AUGAUUGCAUUUGUGUCCUUUAAAGCAAUAGAAUGUAUACAGAAUCAGCUGGGUAUCGACUAUACUGGAUAUGUUAAUACAACCGACACUGGAAGAACCUGUCAAGCUUGGUCAGAUUCGUAUCCACAUUCUCAUCAUUUACCAGAAAAGCUAGCAGAUGAUCAAAACUAUUGUCGAAAUCCAGAUAGUCAACCAUAUGGACCUUGGUGUUAUACAACGGACCCCAAUAUCAGAUGGGAAUAUUGCACUGUUCCUUUUUGUGAUGGCUUUGAGAUCUCUGCAAAACCAGACCAAGAUUGUCGAAUGGAUCAGCAGGGAAAGAAUUAUACUGGAACAAUCAGCAAAACAAUAUUGGGUCAAAAGUGUCAAGCCUGGUCGUCAUUAGUUCCAAACCAGCAUCGUUACUCGAUAAAAAUGGCCGACCAGGAAAACUACUGCCGCAAUCCAGACAAUGAGGAAUAUGGUCCAUGGUGUUAUACAACUGAUCCAGAUACGAAAUGGGAAUUGUGUGAUAUACCUUAUUGUAGGAAGGACCAUUGGAAACAUGGAUGGCAAAAAUUUGAGGAUUCGUGUUAUUCAAUCCAGUACACAGAAACAACUUGGGAUGAGGCUAAAGUAUUCUGUCAAGACAACCUAAAUGCAUAUUUGGCAGAAAUUACAACAGCUGGAGAAAACGAUUUCUUAAUGAAUCUCCUUCCAAAAACAACAGUAAAAGGCGAGGAUAUAGAGAUUUGGCUUGGUGCAAAUAAUUUUAAAGUCGAAGGACGUUUCAUCUGGAACAAUAGCUCCGCCGAAUUGGAUUUUACCGAUUGGGGACCGGGAGAACCGAACAGUAAUAAUGAGCGCUGUCUAUCCACUCACUUGUAUGGAGAUGGUAAACUUCAUUGGAACUCUAAGCCAUUUUACACAUGGAACUUCUUUGUCUGUGAGAAAAGUGCUGGACCUUUAGGUUGUGGAGAAUAG
Mytilus trossulus (common blue mussel) is the source of this 963-nucleotide messenger RNA. Its product is annotated as plasminogen-like. The transcript is spliced from 7 exons. Lineage: Eukaryota; Metazoa; Mollusca; Bivalvia; Mytilida; Mytilidae. The coding region runs from base 1 to 963 and encodes 320 amino acids. The record is from RefSeq and is a predicted model, not a curated record.